CAAGUAGGCUGUACAUUCUUGAACUUACGCAAUAACUAAGCUCGAUGAUUUCAGAUUUCAAAGCACUGACGAGCACUUGUCAUUCGCAAGAAUCACCACCCAGGAAAUUUAGCAAAAUGGCUGACCUGAUGAACAAUGAUGUGUUCCUGGCCUUCUCCACAUAUGCCACUAUUGUAGUCCUCAAAAUGAUGUUCAUGGCCCCUCUGACUGGAUACUUCAGGAUAACCAGAAAGGCUUUUUCAAACUGGGAGGACACUGCGAUGGGCAAAAAAAAUCCAGAGGACAGAAAGAAGAUGCUCCAGACCAAUCCUGAUGUAGAACGUGUGCGAAGAUGCCAUCAAAAUGACCUGGAGAACAUCAUUCCCUUUGUGGUGAUUGGUCUUCUGUAUGCAUUCACGGGGCCGGAUCUAUCCACUGCUCUGCUGCACUUCCGAGUCUUUGUGGGGUCACGGUUCAUCCACACUGUAUCUUACAUUUUGGCUUUGCCCCAGCCUAGCAGAGGUCUGUCCUGGAUAGUGGGAAUGAUCACAACUUUCUCAAUGGCCUACAGGGUGCUCACCACAGCACUGCUUCUCUAAAGACACUGUAGCACUGCAGAACGGGAGACGCCUGGCUGUUUUAUAUCAUUUACUGUCCCUGGUGUUAUCUUUUCUUAUGUAAUUCAUAAUAAAAGCUGUCAGCAUGUCACCAGCAUACAGAUAUUUACACAUGAGUCUGUGAAGGUACUGUUGUAAUUUCACUGUCUCAACUAACAAAUGUUUGUUAACAGUCAACAAGUCGUUGUCACAAUGACUCAGCAUU
Molecule: messenger RNA, 801 nt
Organism: Carassius auratus (goldfish)
Lineage: Eukaryota; Metazoa; Chordata; Actinopteri; Cypriniformes; Cyprinidae
Product: microsomal glutathione S-transferase 1-like
Exons: 4
Coding region: 45-578 (177 amino acids)
Cellular component (GO): mitochondrion; membrane
Molecular function (GO): glutathione transferase activity
Source: RefSeq, a predicted model, not a curated record